This is a messenger RNA of Pantherophis guttatus, 7889 nucleotides long. RefSeq names its product microtubule associated serine/threonine kinase 1 (gene MAST1). Gene Ontology annotation, molecular function: magnesium ion binding; protein serine/threonine kinase activity; ATP binding. The record is from RefSeq and is a predicted model, not a curated record. Lineage: Eukaryota; Metazoa; Chordata; Lepidosauria; Squamata; Colubridae. Gene Ontology annotation, biological process: peptidyl-serine phosphorylation; cytoskeleton organization; intracellular signal transduction.
ACGAAACAGGGGACGUGUCCCGGAGGGCGGCCGGCGGCCGGUCGUUCCCGCGACCGCAGUUGGGAGGCAAGGCGACCGAUCCGCGCAGCCCACCUGGGCAGCCCCGCCCUGCGCUCCAGCCUCUGCGGCCGGCCCACUCCUGCCCGGGCCUUGCAGAGUGCGGGCGGCGCGGGAGCUACACUUGGCCGCCGGAGGCGCGGCGAAUCGAUGGGGCGAACCCUUCGCGCCGCCGGGAAACGAUGGACGAUUCCGGGAUCAUUCGCCGGCGGAGGCUCCAGAAGGACCUCCCUUUGCCCAGAAAAAGCAGCAGCUGCCGAACCAGUAACAGAAAAAGCCUGAUCCUGACAAGUACAUCACCAACACUGCCACGACCUCACUCUCCACUCCCAGGUCAUAUUGGUAGCAGUCCCCUUGACAGUCCUCGGAAUUUCUCCCCCAACACACCAGCCCACUUUUCCUUUGCUUCUUCCCGCAGGGCAGAUGGCCGGCGUUGGUCUUUGGCUUCCCUACCAUCAUCUGGAUAUGGAACCAACACUCCAAGUUCUACAGUAUCAUCAUCCUGCUCCUCCCAAGAGCGCCUUCACCAGCUGCCUUAUCAGCCAACUGUGGAUGAGCUGCACUUCCUGUCCAAGCAUUUUGGCAGCACUGAGAGUAUAACCGAUGAUGACGGGGGGCGGCGGUCUCCUGCAGUGCGGCCCCGGUCCCGGAGCCUCAGUCCGGGCCGGUCUCCAUCCUCCUAUGACAAUGAGAUAGUAAUGAUGAAUCAUGUUUAUAAGGAGCGAUUUCCCAAGGCCACAGCGCAGAUGGAAGAGAAGCUACAAGAUUUCAUUAAAUCUUAUGAGCCAGACAGUGUGUUGCCUUUGGCUGAUGGGGCGCUCAGUUUCAUCCACCACCAAGUAAUUGAACUGGCACGAGAUUGUUUGGCCAAGUCCCAGGAGGGUCUCAUCACUACUGUCUAUUUCUAUGAGUUGCAAGAGAACAUGGAGAAGCUGUGGAAAGAUGCUUAUGAACGCUCUGAGAGUGAAGAGGUGACCUUUGUCACUCAACUGGUGAAGAAGCUACUCAUUAUCAUCUCCCGUCCAGCUCGCCUACUAGAAUGCCUGGAGUUUAAUCCUGAAGAGUUUUACCACUUGCUGGAAGCAGCCGAGGACCAUGCCAAAGAGGGACAUCUGGUGAAGACAGAUAUUCCUCGUUACAUCAUAAGUCAGUUGGGACUGACUCGAGACCCAUUUCCAGAUGUGCUGUAUGUGGAGGAGCACGAUAGUGGAGGAUCCAACACACCUGAGACAGAGGAGUUCACCGAGAGUCGUGGGACCACUCCAAAGCCAAAGAAGCCACCAGGAGAAGGAGACUUUGAAACUAUUAAACUUAUAAGCAAUGGGGCCUAUGGAGCUGUAUAUUUGGUGCGACAUAAAGAGACCCGCCAGCGCUUUGCCAUGAAGAAGAUUAAUAAGCAGAACCUCAUCCUGCGCAAUCAGAUCCAACAAGCCUUUGUGGAGCGUGACAUUCUGACUUUUGCAGAGAACCCCUUUGUGGUCAGCAUGUUCUGCUCUUUUGAAACUAAGCGGUACCUCUGCAUGGUCAUGGAGUAUGUUGAAGGUGGGGAUUGUGCAACAUUGUUGAAGAACAUUGGGGCUCUGCCUGUAGAAAUGGCCCGCAUGUACUUUGCUGAGACUGUCUUGGCCCUGGAGUACCUGCAUAACUAUGGCAUCGUCCAUCGUGACCUCAAGCCUGACAACCUACUUAUCACUUCCAUGGGACAUAUCAAAUUGACGGACUUUGGUCUUUCCAAGAUGGGGCUGAUGAGCCUUACCACAAACCUGUAUGAAGGUCAUAUUGAGAAGGAUGCCAGGGAGUUUCUAGACAAACAGGUGUGUGGGACCCCCGAAUACAUUGCACCUGAGGUGAUCCUUCGCCAAGGUUAUGGGAAGCCAGUGGACUGGUGGGCCAUGGGCAUCAUCCUCUAUGAAUUCCUGGUGGGCUGUGUACCAUUCUUUGGAGACACUCCUGAAGAGCUGUUUGGCCAGGUCAUCACUGAUGACAUUUUGUGGCCAGAAGGAGAGGAGGCGCUCCCCUCAGAUGCUCAGCAUCUGAUCUCUUGCCUCCUGCAAACCAAUCCUCUUCUCCGCCUGGGAGCAGGUGGCGCCUAUGAAGUGAAACAGCAUGCAUUUUUCAAAGAACUAGAUUGGAAUGGGCUUCUGAGGCAGAAAGCGGAGUUCAUCCCUCAUCUGGAAUCUGAGGAAGACACCAGCUAUUUUGACACCCGCUCUGAUCGUUACCACCACAUUAAUUCCUAUGAUGAUGAAGAUACGACUGAAGAUGAACCAGUGGAGAUACGCCAGUUUUCAUCUUGUUCUCCCAGAUUCAGCAAGGUGUACAGCAGUAUGGAGCACCUAUCCCAGCAUGAGCAAAAGACUUCAGGUGUCACCAAGCGGGAUCAGAGCAACAAACACAAAGACGACAGGCUUAGCAAACGGGAAAGCCUCGGCAGCUUCACGCUUCGGGACAAGAGCUGGCGCACCAGCUCUCCAGAAAUGAAGCAACUCUCGGCCUCGGAGUCAUCAUACACCGAGAGUGAUUCGAGUCCCCCACUGGGAGCCCGACGGCGUUUCUCAGCCCUGAUGGAUACCAGCCGUUUUGCUGUGCCAUUGGAAAGUGACAACGAGAUUCCUGGCAAGGGACCAUUGAAGGCUCCUGCAGAAAAUGGGCCUGUAGGAGCCACCCCUCAGUCUGAAGGCAAGGAGAGCAAGGAGGGAGCAGGAGAUGUUGCACAGGGUCCUGCUCCUGUGGAGACUGAGGCAGGCGAUAAAUCAAAAGCGGGUGAGCUACAGCCCCCCAAAGAGCUGGACCCAUCUGCCCCCAGAGCUACCAAUGACUUGGUGCUGCGUCGGGCCCGGCACCAACAGCUCUCAGGGGACACCGCCACGGCUGAGAAGCGCAGCUCCCGCACAGGGGGCAAGGUCAUCAAAUCUGCCUCAGCUACUGCAUUGUCGGUCAUAAUCCCCACAGUGGAGCAGCACAGCAGCUCACCACUGGCCAGCCCAAUGUCUCCCCGAUCACUCUCCUCUAAUCCUUCAUCCCGAGAUUCCUCCCCAUCCCGAGACUACUCUCCUGCGGUCACCAGCUUGCGCUCACCAAUCACUAUCCAGCGGUCAGGCAAGAAGUAUGGCUUCACACUGCGUGCCAUCCGUGUGUAUCUGGGAGACAGCGAUGUGUAUAGCGUGGAUCACAUUGUCUGGCAUGUGGAGGAAGGGGGUCCAGCCCAUGAGGCAGGUCUGUGUGCAGGGGAUCUCAUUACUCAUGUCAAUGGAGAGCCAGUACAUGGUCUGGUGCACACUGAGGUGGUGGAACUCAUCCUAAAGAGUGGAAAUAAGGUGAUGGUGACUACUACGCCCUUUGAGAACACCUCCAUCCGGAUUGGACCAGCCCGCAAGAGCAGCUACAAGUCCAAAAUGGCUAGAAGAAACAAGAGGAGCACCAGCAAAGAAGGGCAGGAGAGCAGCAAGAAGCGCAGUUCCUUGUUCCGCAAGAUCACCAAACAGUCAAAUUUGCUGCACACCAGCCGUAGCUUAUCAUCCUUGAAUCGCUCCUUAUCCUCCAGUGAUAGCUUGCCUGGCUCACCCACCCAUGGUUUGAGUGCCCGUUCACCCACCCAGAGCCUGAGGUCCACUCCUGACUCUGCAUACCUAGGUGCCUCUUCUCAGAGCAGUUCCCCAGCCUCCAGUACACCCAAUUCACCCGCCACCACGUCCCACCACAUGCGGCCCAGCACUCUGCAUGGCCUAUCUCCCAAACUGCAUCGCCAGUACCGUUCGGCCCGUUGCAAGUCAGCUGGAAACAUUCCCCUCUCACCACUGGCACAUACGCCCUCACCUACACAAUCCUCACCACCGCCACUUCCCGGCCAUACCGUGGGCAGCUCCAACACCACCCAGAGCUUUCCUGCAAAGCUUCAUUCUUCACCACCAGUGGUACGGCCACGCCCCAAGAGCGCAGAGCCCCCUCGUUCACCACUUUUGAAGCGGGUGCAAUCAGCGGAAAAACUGGGCUCUCUCUUAAGCGCGGAGAAGAAGGUGGUAGUGAGAAAACAUAGCCUGGAGGUGGUGCACUCUGAAUACCGCAAAGACUUCUAUGGGGAGCCUGGCCUUCACAGCCUAGCUGAGUCAGAUGGGGAAAGUCCCAGUGAAUCUGGCACUCCAAAGCCCUUGGCCACCCGGCGCCUGGGCCGGCAGGAAUCCCCCCUUAGUUUUGGGGUCGGAGAUGGAGAAGCAGCUUCGGAGACCAAUGCCAAAGCAAGGGGGCCAGAUGCUGUUCCUGGGGAUUGCAGGAGGAGCCAAGCUGUGCAGACCGAGGAGGCUUUUGCAGCAGCAAACCGAGCCCUGACUAAAGCCCUGAGCCCUGUUCAAGAGCACGAGCAAGGCAGAAAAGGCAGCCUAGAGGCAGAUGUGAUUCCCCGGGGCCCUGUCCCCAUUGUGUUGGAACCGAAAGAGAGCCAAGAUCCUGGCCCUCCAGGAAAGACCACUGUGCAGCCUGUCCAAGACAAGAUUGGCUCGCCCAAGGAGAAGUGGAUCUUGGAGGUCGUGGAAGAGCACACCACGUUGGGAACCUGUGUAAAAACCCCCAGUUGCCUCUGCCCAGAGGAAACCAAGAAUGGACUGAAGCGAAGCUCAGCUGAAGCCAAGGGAAAACGAGGGAAAGAAGAGCUAUCUGUCUUGGCAUCAGGGAGCAAGUGUGCAGGAGACACGCCCCGACCCCCAGCUCCUACCCUGGAGAAGAAAGGGGCUGCUCACUGAACCAGAGGAGAGUUGAUUUUCUCACCCUCCUGGCCCCCCAGGACCAUACUAGUAGAACCAAUGUCGUAUUUGCCUUCCAGCCUUCAUGGUAUGGCAGCAGUAAGGUAGCAAAGCUCUAUUCCCAACAGAGCUGGAAGGGGGCGCUCCUUAAGCUCUCUGUGAAUAUGAAGGGCAGAGGCAACAGUGCCUCCGCCUCAGCCAUCCCUUUGUGAAUGGCAUGUCUACUCCUAAGCCUUGUAAAGUACCUAUACAUAUCUCUUGCUAUAUAUAUAUUAUAUUAUAAUAUUUAUAUAAAUAUAAAUACAAAUAUAUAUAUAAAUAUAUAUAUAUAUAUAUACACAAGUAAAACUAUACAUGAAAUGGUUAAUACUGUGAUCACUCCCUUCCCCAACCUCACACCCAUUGUACUGUGCUUCAGGCUAUUUCUUGAAAUCUGUAUAAUAAAAAAUAAUAAGAAUUGAUGUUUAGGGAAACAAUUAGAAUUGGAAUGCAAAACACCAGGCAAUGUUUGAAUGCAGCAAGUUUUCAUCCUUCACAAAGUUCAAAAAGUCCAGUGAAAAUUCUUGUGGCAUCUGAAUCUCUGCAGGCAAGGUUGUAUGCAAAGAGGAAGGUCCAAUGUCAUGCACAUGUCACAGAAUGAUUAGCACUGGGGCAUGGGAGUUGAGGGAGUGGACAGGAGAGCUCUUGGGAUAUUGUCAAAGUAGCAUCAAAGGAACUGCAAGUAAGCAGCUCCAAUAUUCACGUCCCCAGUUCACCCACCUGCAUAACAAGUCACCUUUCUGUCUGCUUCAGGUGAGGCUGGUUCUUUCUAUUUUGCUUUCCUAAUUUCAACGAUAAAUUAUUGGAGUUAUAUAUGUUCUUCACAUGUGAGCAAUUUGAAUAACAAAUGAGUUAUCAGGUGAAAUAAGUGGGUCAGCCUUUAGUUGUGGGGUUGUAAAUCUGUUCCAUCCCGAAGAGGAGCUAAUAUUUUUAUUUAUUUAUAGCUGAAUGGGACAAAAAGCUUGCAUAUCAUGAAGUCAUGGUAAAUUAGUCUCCUGAAGCAGUGGAUUUGUAGAAUCAAAAAUAUUGAUGGAGAAUACUUCUGAUCUAAGGGCAUGAUGUUUGGGAAGUUUUACUAUGCAAGUUCAAUGGAAAUAGGAUUUGCUCUGGAUAAUUCUUCACCAUUGGGACAUUUUUGUAUCAGGCACCCAAAGUAUCUUUGAUGUCUUUUUGCAGUGUAAUGGAUGAAACCUCAAUCUGCCCCUAGUGUUUUUUGGAAGAUAAAUUUUCAUAUUAAUAUCCUUGCCACUGAUGGCAGGCACAACAUCCCAAGCCACUAAUUCAUUGUGGACAGGCUUUGCUCUUUUCUCCCUUAAUAACGGCCCUUAAUGAGCUCACUUAGUUUUGCUCUCAGCCUGAUAGUCCUAUUAUGCAAGUGGAUUCUCUGACUGUGAUUUUGGGGUUCUGACAAAAGCCUUAACAGACAAUGACUGAGGAGAAUGCUGCAAUCUAAACUGGUAAAUCUGGAAGUGCAUAUGAAGCUCAGUUCAAAGAAGUGCAGGAACAGGUCUCAAAGUCCUGUUUCAACUUCCCUCUCCCUAUUCUUUUGAAAUGGCUGACACUGGAAACCUGGUUGGCUUCCUAGGACUAUCAGGAAUAGGAGGAAAAUAGGCAGAGCCUAUGAAUUGGCAUAUAGGACAGAUAAGGCUCUUUGUGUGUCCCUUUAGGAUAUGGAACUACUGUGGAACUCCUAAAGAGACAGGAGCAAGUACUAGGAGUUUCAUGUAAACUGCUAAGUUGCAAUAAAGGGGUCAUGUAAAAUUAAGGUGGCUGCUUGACCACAUUGGUCAAAAUGCAUGACGUUGCCAUCCUGCCCACUCAUGAAUUUAUGUCAUUGCUAUUUGAGCAAAGAUGUCAUCAUGCAUGAUGGUGCUGUAAAUUAGCAAUGUCAUGUUUAAGUGUACAGCUGUGAUUUCAAAUCAGGUUGCACUUAAUAGAUUGUUUAUCCAGAAGCAUUUUGCAGAUACCAGUUCUGAUGCAAUGGAGUCCAGUGAAUGAGAAAAAGAGCCUGCUCCUCUUGGCUUCUCUCUGUUCAUCCUGAGACUUGGUUGCUUUGCCUUGAAAAAGAAGUUCAGUUCUCAAAUUUAGCAACCCAGAUUUGGCACCAUAUCAUUAGGAGUGUAUCAAAGUUGUCUUAAUGGUAAUAGCACUGCUGCUACUGCCUGGUGUAGCUGCUGGUCUCCCCCCCCCAAUGCUUUCCCUCUCCACCUGGAAGGAAAGGUAUUCUCUAUGCAAGUACCAGCUAAAUGGUAUAAGUCUGUUUUUCUCUCUUCUUUUGAUUCUCAAUUCCAAUCCUAUUAGCUAGCAUCACCACCUUUCCAUUCACGCUCCUCCAUUUACCCCGAUAGCACAAUCCUAUCAGUCCCCAAGAGCCCUUUGCAACCUCCAUGCUCCUCUUCAGUCACUUCACUAAGCCAAAUGUAGCCCCACGGAGCUGCCUUGCCUGCCCAGAGCUACACAGCAUGGCACACUCGGCAAGGUUCAUGACAGAUUUUAUUUGGCCCUAAAUAUCACACUUAGUCCAUAAAACUCUCCCAGAUGCAUGAGAGCUGGCCCAGUACUUAGGCAUCAGGUUUGCUCCAAGCAAGUCUGCAAUGUAUUGUACUGUGUAGAUGUUGAAAAGAAGUGGUGCAGAACUCCUAAAUUUUGGAGAAGGGAAUCGGGAGGCAAAUAUGUGGGUGGGGAAAGCAUUUUAUUUGCAAAGUUCAUUUUCCUUCCAAAUCCAGAGCUAAGGAGCUCUUCCUUAUAAGGGAGCAAAGCAAUUAGAAAGACAGGAGGAAACCUCCAGGGUUGGAGCUCCUACCUUGCAGGGAAGGUACUGUGUAUGUGUAUGAAUGUUCUCCCUCUCUGAUGUAAUGCAUGAGUGCUCGAUGAAAGACUCUGGCUGUACUGUCUGUACUGUGAAUAAAGGCAUAUACCCUAUCUUCCAUCCCAAGGAGCUAGGAAGCUGACUGCCACGUAAUCUGCCUGCGAAGUAUUUCUCUUGGACCAUCAAAAUUGUCUCUUGGCUUACGCAGGCAGAAGCAUUGUCAUGUUAAUAAACCAAUCUGUACAGCG